Molecule: messenger RNA, 557 nt
Organism: Coregonus sp. 'balchen'
Lineage: Eukaryota; Metazoa; Chordata; Actinopteri; Salmoniformes; Salmonidae
Source: the annotation of a GenBank genome assembly
GCCACCACAGCGCUAGGACAGGAGAUAAGAGAGGCAGUAUUGUCAGUGCUACCAGAUUUGCCUGAGCAGACACUUUCAUCCCUCCUGGACAAGCUAGCAAGUGUGGGAGUAGAGGGAAAGCCUUGAGUUGAGCAACAAUUUUACUUCCAGGACAAGCAAGGAGUGACACAGCUGGUGCAAUCAAGGAUACAUCAACAUUUGAGCCAUCAAGCCCCUCCCCUUCACAGUCAUCCUCCACAUACAUCACAACCUGUUCAACAACCAGUACGACCAGUACUGUAGACCUGGACAUCUGGCUGGAGAACUUCAUUGUCACUUGGGGCAAAACGUCCAUGAACCUGAGAUCAGCCAUCGCCAGAGGCACAUGGCGAACCCCGGGAGAACGAAGAGAGAUGGUGAGAAUUACAGUAGAUGCAAUGAGAGUUACUGAGCCUAAUCUGACCAGAGCAGAUUGCCGUGCAAUAGCCAAGAGGAUGGUACAACGGUACCCUUCUUCUUUUGCCACAUUCUACACCUUCAAUCAAGAGGAGGCUUCACGCACCCUGGAGUUCUUCCAA